Molecule: messenger RNA, 6051 nt
Organism: Chelonus insularis
Lineage: Eukaryota; Metazoa; Arthropoda; Insecta; Hymenoptera; Braconidae
Product: rho guanine nucleotide exchange factor 10-like protein
Exons: 9
Coding region: 1018-6015 (1665 amino acids)
Biological process (GO): positive regulation of stress fiber assembly; actin cytoskeleton organization
Molecular function (GO): protein binding; guanyl-nucleotide exchange factor activity
Source: RefSeq, a predicted model, not a curated record
CUCUCGGGUUUCCUUCUUGCCUUGGAAUUCCUCAAGCACCAAGACGCGAGAGACGUUAGUGUCCAAUUGUUCGUACAGUAGUUUACACUCACCAAAACUUGGUUGUUUAGUGUGCCGCGUGCUUCCAAUAAGACCGUUGAAAACUCUUAUGGAAUUUAUUGUUUCCGUGCCGGGCCAUGUCGCGUGCCACUAUUUGUACGUGUAUUUGUCUUUUCGUGACUAAACAACAGUUAUAGUUAUAUAUUAUGUGGGACCAUAUUAUAAUAGUAAAACGUGAUAUAUUUGCUAAGAAGCCAAAGUAAAAUAAAUGAAGACUUUAUAUAUAUAUAUAGGUAUAUGUAGAUAUAUAAAGCGACUUGAGAAAAAAAAUGGAUGGUAGAUCAAUUACACGAUCAUUACUUCUACAAUCAGUUUUGAUUUAAUAAUGCCCCGAAAUAUGUAAUUUGAACUCGUUUGCGUGCUGUUAAAGCAUUUUUUAUGCUCUUUCUCGUGGUGGUACUUCUGAAAGACUGAAUUAUUUUUGAGUGCUUAUGUACCUGAAACGACUGCCAAGUGCUGCAAAGUGAACUGUGGGUGCUGUUGUGGGGCCAAAGCAAGUGAUUCGCUUGUUCACUCUAUCAUUUUGCUCUUAUUUUCUUUCCCUCUCUUACUUGCUUACUUACUUACUAUACAUUCAUAAGAGAAUAAGCAGCCGACCAGUUGACCGGUCUCAAGAGAGGCGUGCGUGCUCGUGCUCGUUUAUUCCUAACAAUGGAUGAACGCGAAGCUAUCUUCUGACACCAGACGAAGAGAAGAGGCAAAAAUAAAACAAACGAAUAUUAAAAGGAGUUAUUAUACUGUUGAUGGAAAUGUUUGUGACAAUAGUGUAAUUAGUGAUUCUAAAUUAGAGAUUCAAAGCUCAAAAAUUAAUGGAUGUCAUUAAAAAUUCUAUCAGCAAAAUAAACCGUAAGUGAAUUAAUAAAGCCCAGUGAUAGAAUGAUAGUGAUGAUGGUGAUGAUGAUGCCAAAAAGAUGAGCUAUGGCAUCGUCUACGACUCCAAGUUAUACUGGAUUAUCAGCACCUGUUGGUGGUAACACAUCUCGUUGUGUAAGUCUUGAAUUCCCACCUCCACCACCUUAUCCACCACCCAUGGCUGAAAAUCAGCUGCAUCAGCAAAAGCAAGCUCAACACUUUCAAUCUCAUCAACAAUUACAAUGUCAGCCACAAGUAAUUCAAGAUUAUUCAUAUGCUUGCUAUGAACCUGGACCGUCAAGUAGAAUAUCUUUACUCUAUCCUCAUUCCUGCUCUGUGGAGGAGCCGUCAAAUCGUCAAUGGACUUAUCACCUGCAGCGCCAACCACCUGUUCGGGACUUGGCAAAGCGACACACCUAUGUCACGCGAUAUGGGACAGAAGAGAAUAUUUACGAAGAAAUAUCUGAGAUCAGGCAGUGUCGAUUAGGACUCAGUGAAUCUCAUCGAUCACUCGUAGCUGAAGAAGUACGUCGAGUUCAUUCCCGUCAUCGUCGUGUCCUUGGAGAAUUAAACUUAAGUGUUGAAGCAAUGUUGAUGCCGAGUACAGUAGAGGAUAACGAGAAUGAUGAUGAACACAAUGUCAAAGAGAGCCAAGAUGAUGAGAAAGGACAAAACCGAAUGGCUCCUUCAUUUCUAUCAUCUAAUGAACCCCCAUCACUCUUUGUCGGCUGUGAUUUAGACAGUGGCUUUAGUGGGAGUUCUAGUGCCAGCUAUAGGUCAGGAGCUGGAUCUCUAAGGAGAGACUUGGAUAAAUCACUAAUGGCUUCCACAUCGUGUACUAAACUGAUUGCCAAUAUGCCAAAUCGAAAAAAUAAAGCAGCUAUGAUAUGGAAAAAAGGCUGGAAAGGAUGGAAAAAAUUCCAGGUGUUUGCUCACGCGUCAAAAGUCAGUGAUGAACCACGAUCGAGGUGUCAAUCUUGGGACGACGUAGGAGUACCAUCAGCUAGGAUGGAGGCAGUGUCAAAACGACAGUCUCAGCAUCAUCAACCCUUGGAGCCUACAAAUUCAAACAUCUCCUCGAAUUCUGUGAAAAGUGAAGAUUCGUGGUGUUCAGCGUCAGAUCAUGAACAUUCGUCUGACGAUGAAAGUGAAAAAAGUAAUAUCAGUAUAAAAAGUAAUUGUCAGUUACGGAAUACAUUGCACAAAGCAAAGACUCUAUGUGACAAGUUGAGAUCACAAAACAUAAGACUGAGUAAUAACUGCCCAGCAGACACUUUAGAUGCAGCAGGUAAUCAAGGAAGAUUAUCACGCUGGUUUAGUAUUCGUAUGCGAGGGUCUACACAUCAAUAUGAUGUGGACUCGUCGUCCUCGGAUACUUCGAUUGUGUCAAUGUGCAGUCCAAUAAAACAACAGCAGUCAUCAACGCCAUUACAACAGUCACCGGUGGCUCCAAUUGGCUCGCCAAUGUCCCGACUUGUUGAGGUCGAGGAAGAGAGCUAUACUUCAGGCAGCAAUACAGCUGCUGCUAUCAUGCAAUUCCAGUGUAUGCAUCCUCGCAGACAAGCACCUCCAACUCUUCCACCAGCACCCCCAAAUCUUACUCCUCAACAAUUAAAACGACGUCACAUUGUUGCUGCCAUUGUUCAUUCUGAGAAUAGCUAUGUUGCAACAUUACAAAGAUUAGUUAAUGAUUACAAGAAACCUUUAGAAGAGUCAUCACCACCUGUACUAAGUCAAGCUAAAAUAGCCACUUUAUUUCAUCGUUUACCAGAAAUCCUACAAUGCCACACACUCUUCAGGAUUGCCUUAGCUGAGUGUGUGAGAUCUUGGGACAAAGAUGAAAAGCUUGGUGAUGUUUUUGUUGCUAGCUUUAGUAAAGCUAUUGUUCUUGACAUUUACAGUGGAUUUAUUAACAAUUUUUCACAAGCUAUGGAUCUUGCUAAACAAGAAUCUAAAAGAAAAACAGCUUUAGCCGAUUUCUUCAAGGUUAAACAAAUAAGUGCCCAUGACAGAUUGUCUUUUUUUGGACUUAUGGUUAAACCUGUUCAAAGGUUUCCUCAAUUUAUUUUAUUUCUUCAGGACUUAUUGAAGCACACACCUCAAGGACAUCAUGACCGAAUGUCUCUUCAAUUGGCAUUAACUCAGUUAGAGAGCUUGGCAGAAAUGUUGAAUGAACGAAAACGUGAAGCUGAACAAUUCCAAGCAUUUAAAGAAAUGCUACGUCAUGUAUCUGGAAAAUUAGCUCAUCGACCUCUUUCUUCAUCUUCUCGUUAUUUGAUAAGAGAAGACAACGUUACUCAAUUAGAGUUUAAUCAAAAUGGCAUGAUAACUAAAUCAAAAAGAAGAAGAUUGCUAUUAUUGAACGAUUUAGUCGUGUGUGUUUCUGUAACACCUAGAUCUAUCGAGGACUUUUCAAGCAGUGAAAGACUUACGUUAAAAUGGACGUAUCCGGUGUCCGACAUAGAGAUACAAGACACCAGCACAUCUCCAACACUGAGUCGAUUACUCACAGCCGGUCUCAACAAAGGCGGGAGUUUGAAAUCGGAAAAAAGCUGUGGUAUGAACGAGAGCAAUCACCAAGCAGGUGCCGAUAGUAUUUGUGCUGAGAUGAAUGACCUUAUGCACGACUAUGAGGUUAUGUCAAGGAUAAGUGAUCUCGUGACGCAACUCAAAGGAACUUACGAGGGAAUGAGCGUUGCAUCGACAAAGCAAAUUCUCCAGUCAAUUCAGUCAUCUAUUCAACAAAAAGACGAAGACAUGAUAUGGGCAGACAGUUGUUGUCUUCAACUUACAACUAAACAAGGACAAAUGUAUACUUUCCAAACGGAUAAUCCACUAGUCAAAAAAGAUUGGAUAACAGAGCUAAGACUUGCUCAAUUAGCUUUGGAUCCAAAUAACUCACCGUCUUGGGAAGUGCCUGAACAAGAACAAAGACCAUCCACGAAGAUGCCAUUAUUCGUUAGUUCUCAAGCAGUUUAUCACUCUCAGUACAAGUCAGAAGUUCGUUGUGGAUGUUACUAUACCACCCAUAAUCCCCGUACAGUUAGACGACGAACUUCGCGAAAUCCACAAAGUUAUUUGUGGAUUUGCACGGGGGAUGGGGUAUCAAGUCACGUUACAGUAUUUAGCCAAUCAACUUCUAAUGCUUCUUCAGCAAUAUCAUUGAAGAAAAUUAGUACAUUUGAUUUAGUCGAAACACGUGUAGCUGCUAUCGAAUUCAUUAAGGGGGUUGAUGAACCAGAAUCCUGUCAAAUAGGUGAUCAAGUAUGGAUGGGAACAGAUUCAAGGAAAAUAAUUGUUUAUUCAGCAGUUGAACCCGAGAAACAAGAACAGCUUGGAAGUUAUUCAGUAUCGGGUUCAGUAAUUCAAAUAAAAUAUCACUGUGAUAAUGUCUUUGUAGCACUUGGCAGCGGUUCUUUACUGAUGUUUAAAAGAAAUGUAGAUAGAAAUUGGCAUAUGGGAGAACCUUCAGUCAUUUGUUUAGGAGCUGAUCCGGUAGCUUGUCUUAUGCCAAUAAAUAACACUGUUUACGCAGCUUGUGGAAAGAAAGUUUGGGUGCUUAAAGCAGCUUCUGGAGAGGUAAUGAAGAGUUUUAGUGUGCAACAUGAACAUGUUGGUAAUGUACAUUUAAUGGCUCAUUCAGGCGUUGGUCUGUGGGUUGCAUUAAAAAAUUCCAGUACAGUUUGUCUUUAUCAUACUGAAACUUUUAAGCAUCUUCAAGACAUAAAUAUUGCCUCUAAUGUUCUGCGAGUAACGAAAGCAUCUAUUCUCGAUCGUUUAUCGUCAUGCAACUCUUACGGUGAUAAUAUCAAUAAUGGCAAUUCAAAUUCACAAAUUAGUGUAAACGUUACAGCUUUAAUGGCUUGUAAAGGACUUCUUUGGGUUGGUACUAAUGUUGGAAUUAGUUUAACUAUUCCGUUACCAAGAUUAGAAGGAGUUCCUAUUAUAAGUGGCCGAGUAAAUAUUUCAUAUCACGCACACUUUGGGCCAAUUACUUUUUUACUGGCUAUUCAAAAUAAUAAAAACUCUCAAAUCAGUAAAUCUUCAAAAGACGAUGAGCAAAUUCAAUACAAUUCGAAUGAACAAACUGAAAUAGAUCAGCAACAAUUAAGACCUCACAAUCGACAAACUGAUCAAUCAGAACAAUCAAGGAAAAGACAAGAAUAUCAUCGAGCAAGUUUGAAUGAAUCAUCUGCUAACUCAACGGCUUCGUCGUCCUCAUUUUCUUAUAAUGUUGAUAAAUUGAAGCAACAAUUAGCUGGAAGCCCUAUUGCUCUAAGAAGAAAACGGAAUAAAGAUAAUGAUUUUAGAGCAUCAAAAACUUUGCCAAGGGGUUUUGGUGGAGCAAUAAUUUCUAGUAAUUCAUCACCACCAGGAUUAUUAUCAACUUCAAUAGCUAGUUCUCAAAGUUCUGGAGAAAAUUGUGAUGUUUAUGGGCUUUAUGGUGAGUUAAUGUACGUGAAAGAUUAUGAAAAUGAUACGAGCUCGGGAAUUGAUCCAACAUAUGAAAGUCUGAGACGUAGUGAUCCUGAAUUAGCUGCAAUACCUAACAAGGUCAAUACUCUAGAUCGAAGGUUGAAAAUGAAGAUCACGCGACCUAGAUCUUUAGAUUUAUCCAACUGGUCUGUCGACUCUCACGCGAGUUCUUUGUAUACGUCAUCUGGAUCUGAAGAAAAUCUUUCUAAAACUGGAAAAUUAUCUAGAAAUAGUAGUACAGCAAGUGGAAAUACAACAACAACUUCAUUCAAUCUCGAACCAUUAAUUUCUUCAAAUACUGUCAACUCAGGAGUUGAUAGCAAAGAAACUAUUCAACAAACACGAUUAAACACCGUUAAGAAAAAUAGUACUACAAAUAAACGAAAGAUUCAACAACAAAUAGAUCAACCAAAACGUACAGUUUUAACUUUAAUGGGUGGACGUGGUUACGUAAAUUGGAGGCAAUUAAAUAACACAACUUCACCACCUCAACCAUUUAUUGGGGACAAAAACUCAAAGGCCAGCUACUCAUGCAAAGAAACCAACACCAAUGAUGCUCAUAUAGUAUUGUGGGAAAUGAAAUUAUGAUAAAGAAAUAUAUAUUUGAAAAAUUUGCUGGUCAAA